AUGACAUCAAAAACAACGAGUCGAGUCGGAGCGACGACUCUCCUCACCAUCGUCGUCUUGGCGUUGGCAUGGCUUGUCGGGUUUGCAUCCCGGCUUUUCGCCAUCGUUCGAUUCGAGUCGAUUAUCCACGAGUUCGAUCCAUGGUUCAAUUAUCGUGCCACCCAUCAUAUGGUCCAACACGGCUUCUAUAAAUUCUUGAACUGGUUCGAUGAGCGUGCAUGGUAUCCAUUGGGUCGUAUUGUCGGAGGAACUGUUUAUCCAGGACUCAUGGUUACAUCCGGAUUAAUUCACUGGAUUCUCGACUCGUUGAACUUCCAUGUGCAUAUCCGCGAGGUUUGCGUCUUCUUGGCUCCAACAUUCUCCGGACUUACCGCUAUUGCCACUUACUUUCUCACGAAGGAACUCUGGAGCCCGGGAGCUGGUCUCUUCGCCGCUUGCUUCAUCGCAAUCUCUCCUGGAUACACAUCUCGCUCUGUUGCAGGAUCCUAUGAUAACGAAGGAAUUGCCAUUUUUGCUCUUCAAUUUACUUACUUUUUGUGGGUAAAAUCUCUUAAGACCGGAUCGAUUAUGUGGGCUUCAAUGUGUGCGCUUUCGUACUUCUACAUGGUUUCCGCCUGGGGAGGAUACGUCUUCAUCAUCAACUUGAUCCCACUCCACGCUCUCGCUCUUAUUAUCAUGGGCCGAUACUCUUCUCGUCUGUUUGUUUCCUACACUUCGUUCUACUGUCUCGCCACUAUUCUCUCUAUGCAAGUUCCAUUCGUUGGAUUCCAACCAGUUCGUACAUCUGAGCAUAUGCCAGCUUUCGGAGUGUUUGGACUUCUUCAAAUCGUUGCUCUCAUGCACUACGCUCGUAACCGUAUCACUCGCCAACAGUUCAUGACUCUUUUCGUUGGAGGAUUGACUAUUUUGGGAGGACUCGCUGUUGUUGUCUACUUCGCACUUGUCUGGGGAGGAUACGUUGCUCCAUUCUCUGGACGUUUUUACUCUCUAUGGGACACUGGAUACGCCAAGAUUCACAUUCCAAUUAUUGCCUCUGUAUCCGAACAUCAACCAACCACGUGGGUCUCUUUCUUCUUCGAUCUCCAUAUCACCGCCGCUGUUUUCCCGGUUGGGUUAUGGUAUUGUAUCAAGAAAGUCAAUGAUGAACGUGUUUUCAUCAUUCUCUACGCCGUCUCAGCAGUCUACUUUGCCGGAGUCAUGGUUCGUCUUAUGCUAACUCUUACACCAGCCGUCUGUGUUCUUGCUGGAAUCGGAUUCUCGUAUACCUUCGAGAAAUAUCUGAAAGAUGAAGAGACCAAGGAACGUUCAUCUUCCACAUCGAGUACUGCAAAGGAUGAGAAGUUGUACGACAAGGCCGCCAAAAACGUCAAAUCAAGGAACGCAAACGAAGGAGAAGAAACCGGUGUUUCAUCAAAUGUUCGCACCAUCAUCUCUAUAAUUCUCGUUAUUUUCCUUCUUAUGUUCGUUGUUCACGCCACCUACGUCACCUCCAAUGCCUAUUCUCAUCCAUCUGUUGUGCUCCAAAGUUCCACCUCUAAUGGUGAUCGCCUCAUUAUGGAUGACUUCCGUGAGGCUUACCACUGGCUCCGUGAGAACACCGCUGAUGAUGCCCGUGUUAUGUCCUGGUGGGAUUACGGAUAUCAAAUCGCUGGAAUGGCCAAUCGUACUACUUUGGUUGACAACAACACAUGGAAUAACUCUCACAUUGCUCUCGUCGGAAAAGCGAUGUCUUCAAACGAAUCAGCUGCCUAUGAGAUUAUGACUGAGCUCGAUGUUGACUACAUUCUUGUUAUUUUCGGAGGAGUCAUUGGAUAUUCUGGAGAUGAUAUCAACAAGUUCCUUUGGAUGGUUCGUAUUGCUCAGGGAGAACACCCGAAAGACAUUCGUGAGGAGAAUUAUUUCACCGCUUCCGGAGAAUAUUCGACUGGUGCCGGAGCCUCCGAAACUAUGCUGAACUGUCUUAUGUACAAAAUGAGUUAUUACCGUUUCGGAGAAACUCGCGUUGGAUAUAAUCAAGCUGGUGGCUUCGAUCGAACUCGGGGAUAUGUGAUUGGAAAGACAGAUAUCAAGCUCGAGUAUAUUGAAGAAGCGUACACGACAGAAAAUUGGCUUGUGCGUAUCUACAAACGCAAAAAGCUGCCGAACAGGCCAACUGUAAAGGAAGCGACGAUCCCGAUCAAGGGAAAGAAGGCUACACAGGGCAAGAACAAGAAAGGAGUAAUUCGACCAACUCCAACUUCUGCCAAGGCCUAA
Messenger RNA from Caenorhabditis remanei, 2253 nucleotides. RefSeq lists its product as uncharacterized. The record is from RefSeq and is a predicted model, not a curated record. The transcript is spliced from 5 exons. Gene Ontology annotation, molecular function: dolichyl-diphosphooligosaccharide-protein glycotransferase activity. Lineage: Eukaryota; Metazoa; Nematoda; Chromadorea; Rhabditida; Rhabditidae. Bases 1 to 2253 code for a protein of 750 amino acids. Gene Ontology annotation, cellular component: membrane. Gene Ontology annotation, biological process: post-translational protein modification.